Staurois parvus is the source of this 406-nucleotide messenger RNA. Lineage: Eukaryota; Metazoa; Chordata; Amphibia; Anura; Ranidae. The record is from the annotation of a GenBank genome assembly.
AUGCAGACUGCUCCUACAAACAUUUUUGAAAGACUGUACAAUAAGUCCAUCCGUGAAAUUUCCUUGCUACUAAAUGUUCCAUGGUCAAAUGUUAGUGGUAUUAUAACAAAGUGGAAGCAACUGGAAACAUCAGCUACUCAGCAAUGAAAUGGUAGGCCACGUAAAAUGACAGAGUGGGGUCAGAGCAUGCUGAAGCGCACAGUGCACAGAAGUCGCAAACUGUCUGCAGAGUCAAUAGCUAAAGACGUCCAAACUGCAUGUGGCCUUCAGAUUAGCACAACAGUGCAUAGAGAGCAUCAUGGAAUGGGUUUCCAUGGCCAAGAAGCUGCAUACAAGCCUUACAUCACCGAGUGCAAUGAAAACUGUUGGAUGCAGCGGUGUAAAGCACGCUACCACUGAACUCUAG